AUGAAUCCACAGAACUCCGGACGUAAACUCACUCCACUCUCGGAAUGUCCGGAUGGAGGGUGGACUCUAGGGAACAACAUCGAAGAUAAAAUUUGUUUCACGAACAUCUGCGAGAUUAACAGCAACAUUAAUGCUGCUCAUCACUACUUGCAAUCCAAUCACAAAAAUUUCAGAGCACCGAUUAACCAUCUUAGCUUCUCAAAUUACAAGAACGGGGGAAUUGUUGCCUUUGACAUUCUGCGGCUUCGCCUCAACUCCAAAACGUCCCCCAAAUUUAUUUGUUGCCUUUAUCGCUCUCCCUCGGACCAUGACCUUCUUGAAUAUCUCGCCGUCAAGAUCGACUUCCUGAACAUCAAUCACCCCGCUUCAGAGGUAGUUCUCCUCGGUGAUUUCAAUGACCAUAAUUUGCUUUGUCGUGCAGUUGAAGCGUUCGCUCUUACUCAAGGGCUAACCCAGCUGGUGACGGGCUCUACUUUUUUCCCCCGCGUCUCGUCACAUGCCAGUAGCCUGCUGGAUCUCUUUCUGGCCACGCAUCCUGUCCCGUACAGCACUGCUAUCCUGUCCCCCUUGGCGGAAGACAAGGCACACAGAACCUUCUCACAAAACCCCACUCCCAGAAACAAAUAUAACGAAGCAAGUAAAAACUUCUCACACAGUAGCCUUCCACCACUUACGAUGCCGUUAAUUCAAAGGGCUCCCUACACUAUGCGGGAGGUAACAUUCAGGCAAAAGACCGUCAGACGAGUGCUCUUGUCGCUCGACAUCAACAAAGCUUCAGCUCUGCUUUCUGUUAUAAGUAAGGAGAUGGAGAGCUUGAUUAGCGACAGGCAGUAUGGUUUCCGACACCAGCGAUCCACAUUGGACCUCCUAGCUUACGUCACGCAAUUGUGGAGUAAACUAAUCCAGUCUGAUGGUGGGGCUCAUGUCGUUGCUCUUGACAUCACGAAAGCGUUCGAUCAGCUAUGGGUGGCUGACUUUAUCUCUGGUCGCAAGAUAUCCGUCGUAGUUGACGGGUUCUCCUCUUCAUCCCACAACGUCAACACAGGUGUUCCCCAGGGAUCGGUCUUGGCUCCGACACUGUUCCUCUUACAUAUCAACGACCUGCUUUCCUGCACGAUCAACAGAAUCCACAGAUUCGCUGAUGACAGCACUCUACAUGCAGGAAUUCAGAGUGACAAGCUAAUCUCUGCCGCUGAACUAGAAAAAAGAAGACUAGCGACGACUUCCUCUCUGACGAGAGACCUGGAGUUUAAUGCUUCCAAAACACAGUACUGUACCUUGACGAAUAAAAAGCGUCCUAGCGCUCAUCCGGUUUCGAUGGAUGGUCGAGUUCUGCCAAAGAGCCAUUCAUUUCGACAAGUCGGACGACAGAAUGACCUCACUCUAUACAAGGUCCAGAUAAGGCCUAGCCUCGAGUAUUUCUCACACGUUUGGGGUGCUGCCGCCGCGACUACAUUAUUUAUGCUCGAUGCUGUCCAGAGAAGGGCUGUCCGACUGAUCGAUGACUCUUCUCUAACAGACAACCCAAGAGAAGCUUUUCCCAGUUCUACUAACCUCAGGCAGUUCAAAAAUCGGGUCAACAAAAUUUCUUUGGGAUCAUCAUAG
Molecule: messenger RNA, 1605 nt
Organism: Acanthoscelides obtectus
Lineage: Eukaryota; Metazoa; Arthropoda; Insecta; Coleoptera; Chrysomelidae
Source: the annotation of a GenBank genome assembly